AUGAACCUCUCUCUCUCUCUCUCUCUCUUCUCUCAUCUCUCUCCUUCGCUUUCUUUUAUUGCAUCUCCUUCCCUCUUUUCACAUUUUCAUCUUCCUCUAUAUCUUCCAUCAUCUCUCUAUUAUCUCGUUCCAACUUUCUCUCUCUCUCUCUCUCUCUCUCUGUCCCUUUUCCUGUUCUCUCCCUCAUCGCUUUUCCGCUUCGAUCUCUCAUCUCUCUCAUUUUCUCUCCUCUCAUAUCUCUCCUAUAUUUAUUCUUCUCUCUCUUUCAUCUCCGGUCGUCUCUCUUUUAUCUCAUCUCCUUCCUAUCUUUCCGUCUUUCUCCUCCCGUCUCUCAUCUCCUGUCGUCUCUUCCCUCAUCUCUCUACUUUCUCGCUUCGACUCUCCCUCCCCCACAUCUCUCUCUCUCUCUCUCUCUCUCUCUCUAUCGGAUAUUUCUCCUAUAUUUAUUCUUCUCUGUCUUUCUCUCUCACCUCUCUUCGUCUUUAUUCUUCUCUCUUAUAUAAUCUCUUUUUAAUCUUUCUUUCUUCCUCUCUCUCUCUCUCUCUCUCUCUCUCUCUCUCUAUUAAGGGAUGCACCCCUUUUUCAUACAAGUAUCUAUCUAUCUAUCUAUCUCAGCCUUGUCUUUUCGUAUCUAUCUAUUUAUCUCAGUCUUGUCUUUUCGUAUCUAUCUAUCUAUCUAUCUAUCUAUCUAUUGUAUCUAUCUAUAUCAAUCUUGUCUUUCAUCUAUCUAUCUCUUGUCUUUUUUUAUCUAUCUAUCUCAGUCUUGUCUUUUCGUAUCUAUCUAUCUCAGUCUUGUCUUCUAUCUAUCUAUUAUCUAUCUCAGUCAUCUAUCUAUCUAUCUAUCUAUCUCAGUCUUUUCUAUCUAUCUUUCAUAUUUCUCAUUCAUCUAUCUAUCUAUCUAUCUAUCAGUCUUGUCUUAUCGUAUCUAUCUAUCUCAGUCUUGUCUUUUAUCUAUCUAUCUAUCUAUCUAUCAUCUCAUCUUUUUCGUAUCAUCUAUCUCAGUCUUGUCUUUUCAUCUAUCUAUCUAUCAAUCUAUCUUUUCGUAUCUAUCUAUCUCCAGUCUCAUUAUCUAUCUAUCUAUCUAUAUCUAUCAUUAUCUAUCUGCCUUUUCCAUCUAUUCAUCUAUCUAUCUCAUCUUCUCUCUUUUCGUAUCUAUCUAUCAUUAUCUAUCUAUCUAUCUAUCUCAGUCUUUCGUAUCUAUCUAUCUCAGCCUUGUCUUAUCUUUUCGUAUCUAUCUAUCUAUCUAUCAUUAUCUAUCUAUCUAUCUAUCUAUCUAUCUAUCUCAGUCUAUCCAUCUAUCUAUCUAUCUCAUCUUUAUCCUAUCCAUCUAUCUAUCUAUCUAUCUAUCUAUCUCAAUCUGAUCAUUAUCUAUCUCAGUCUUGUCUUUUCCAUCUAUCUAUCUCCAUCCAUCUAUCUAUCUAUCUAUCCUCAUCUUAUCUUGUCUAUCCAUCUAUCUAUCUAUCUAUCUAUCUAUCUAUCUAUCUAUCUAUCCUCAGUCUUUUGAUCAUUAUCUAUCUAUCUAUCUAUCUCAGUCUUGUCUAUCUUCUAUCUAUCUAUCUUUCUAUCAUUAUCUAUCUAUCUCAGUCUUGUCUUUUCUAUUUCUAUCUAUCUAUCUCAGUCUAUCAUUAUCUAUCUAUCUAUCUAUCUAUCUCAGUCUUGUCUUUUCGUAUCCAUCUAUCCAUCCAUCCAUCUUUUCAAUCUAUCAUUAUCUAUCUAUCUAUCUUAUCUUUCUAUCUAUCUAUCUCAGUCAUCCAUCUAUCUAUCUAUCUAUCUCCCAGUCUUGUCUUUCUGCAUCUAUAUAUCUCAGUCUAUCUUAUCUAUCUAUCUAUCUCAGUCCUCUAUUCUUAUCAUCUAUCUAUCUAUCUAUCUAUCUAUCUAUCUCUUUCUGAUCUAUCUAUCAUCUAUCUAUCUAUCUAUCUCAGUAUUAUCUAUCUAGCCUUGUCCUUUCUAUCUAUCUCAGUCUUGUCUUUCGUAUCUAUCUAUCUAUCUAUCUAUCUAUCUCAUCUAUCUAUCUAUAUCUAUUUAUCAUCUAUCCAUCUAUCUAUCUAUCUAUCUAUCUCAUCUAUCCUAUCUAUCAGUCUUUCUGAUCAUUAUUCAUCUAUCUAUCUAUCUAUCUGCCUCAGUCUUGUCUUUUUCGUAUCAUUUCUCAGUCUUCUAUUUUCGUAUCUAUCUAUCUAUCUAUCAAUCUCAGUCUUUUUCGUAUCUAUCUAUCUAUCUAUCUAUCUAUCUAUCUAUCUCAAUCUGAUCAUUAUCUAUCUCAGCCUUGUCCUUUCGUAUCUAUCUAUCUCAGUCUUGUCUUUUCGUAUCUAUCUAUCUCAGUCUUGUCUUUUCGUAUCUAUCUAUCUAUCUAUCUAUCUAUCUAUCUAUCUAUCUCAGUCUGAUCAUUAUCUAUCUAUCUAUCUAUCUAUCUAUCUAUCUAUCUAUCUCAAUCUGAUCAUUAUCUAUCUCAGCCUUGUCCUUUCGUAUCUAUCUAUCUCAGUCUUGUCUUUUCGUAUCUAUCUAUCUAUCUAUCUAUCUAUCUAUCUAUCUAUCUCAUCUUGUCUUUUCGUAUCUAUCUAUCUCAGUCUUGUCUUUUCGUAUCUAUCUAUCUAUCUAUCUAUCAAUCUCAGUCUUUUUCGUAUCUAUCUAUCUAUCUAUCUAUCUAUCUAUCUAUCUCAAUCUGAUCAUUAUCUAUCUCAGCCUUGUCCUUUCGUAUCUAUCUAUCUCAGUCUUGUCUUUUCGUAUCUAUCUAUCUCAGUCUUGUCUUUUCCUAUCUAUCUAUCUAUCUAUCUAUCUAUCUAUCUAUCUCAGUCUGAUCAUUAUCUAUCUAUCUAUCUAUCUAUCUAUCUAUCUCAAUCUGAUCAUUAUCUAUCUCAGCCUUGUCCUUUCGUAUCUAUCUACCUUGUCUUUUUUCGUAUCCAUCUCAUCUAUCUAUCUAUCUAUCUAUCUAUCUAUCUAUCUAUCUAUCUCAGUCUGAUCAUUAUCUAUCUAUCUAUCUAUCUAUCUAUCUAUCUAUCUAUCUCAGCCUUGUCUUUUCGUAUCUUUCUAUCUAUCUAUCUAUCUAUCUAUCUCAGUCUUGUCUUUUCGUAUCUAUCUAUCUAUCUAUCUCAGUCUGAUCAUUAUUCUAUCUAUCUAAAAAUCUAUCUUCCCUCAGUCUUGUCUUUUCCUAUCAUCUAUCUCAGUCUUGUGUUUUCGUAUCUAUCUAUCUAUCUAUCAAUCUCAGUCUUUUUCGUAUCUAUCUAUCUAUCUAUCUAUCUAUCUAUCUAUCUCAGUCUUUUUCGUAUCUAUCUAUCUAUCAAAGAAGAGAGGAAUCUCUUAUCUCUUUCCUUUCUCUCCACAUCUCCUACUUUCUCGCUAAUCUCAGCUCCGCUUUGCAACAUUUUAAUUCGCUUAUCUCUUUCUUAUCAUUCACUAUCUCUCUUCCUUUUCUCUCGUCUUUCUCAACUCCAUCCUUCGCUUUCUCUCUUUGCUAUCUUAUCUCUUUAA
Acanthosepion pharaonis is the source of this 3465-nucleotide messenger RNA. The record is from the annotation of a GenBank genome assembly. Lineage: Eukaryota; Metazoa; Mollusca; Cephalopoda; Sepiida; Sepiidae.